Cicer arietinum (chickpea) is the source of this 4359-nucleotide messenger RNA. RefSeq names its product putative phospholipid-transporting ATPase 9. Gene Ontology annotation, cellular component: plasma membrane. The record is from RefSeq and is a predicted model, not a curated record. Gene Ontology annotation, biological process: phospholipid translocation. Gene Ontology annotation, molecular function: ATP hydrolysis activity; ATPase-coupled intramembrane lipid carrier activity; ATP binding. NCBI's taxonomy places the organism in Eukaryota, Viridiplantae, Streptophyta, Magnoliopsida, Fabales, Fabaceae.
AUGUAUAGUUAAAGGUUGUUCUGUCGGAAAACAAACAAAGGCUGUUGCUAGAUUCUAUCUUGGAAACCAGAUCUUUCUCUGUUUUCAAAUAAAACUCUUCUAGUUGCCACUUUCACUUUGAUACCGACGCUUAUGCUACCUCGUUAUCUUUCUUCUCAAAAAAACACUAAUCUUUGCUUUUCCUCUACGAUUUUCUGAAAAGUUCAUCUAACACGGUUUGAAAUGCACAACAAAAAUAACCAUAUAAAGCCAAGUUCAAACCUUUCUUUCCUUUUCCUCUUCUUCAAGAAAAAACCUCAUUACAGAAAUCAUCACUAAUUUUCACAUUGCUUUCUUUAUUCUGCAUAAUCUUUGCUUUUUUAUUCUCAAAACCCUUUCUUUCAUCACCCUUUUGUUUCUCUUCCUCAUUUUGGGAGACUCGAAGUGGAAAACAUUUUGGGAUUCAACAAGUUUGUGACUGUUAAGUGAUAUUAAUGAUUAAUAGCGCCAAUGGGGUUCUAAAUUAUUGUGUUUGUGAUAAUUUUGUUUGUUUUGUUGACUUCAAAGUCAAGUACUUUUUUUGAGACUAUAGGGAAUUUCCCACUUUGGCUGUUAGUUCUAGGGCUGGCUCAUCUUAUUGGCUCUUUUUGUCUAUUAUUUGGAAUAAUUUACUCUACCAUUUUGAUAAAAGAAGAUUAAGGGUUGGUAGAAUGAAGAUGAAGAAGCUUAAAUUCAGCAAGAUCUAUUCAUUUAGAUGUGGUAAAACAAACUUAAGGAGACAGUAUUCACAGAUUGGAAGACAAGGGUAUUCUAGGGUUGUUUUAUGCAAUGAGCCAGAUAGUUUUGAAUCAGGUUUUAGGAGUCAUGCUGAUAAUUCAGUUAGGUCUACAAAAUAUACUGUUGCCACUUUCUUGCCUAAGUCAUUGUUUGAGCAGUUUAGGAGAGUAGCUAAUUUCUUUUUCUUGGUUGUUGGUAUCUUAGCUUUCACAAAACUUGCUCCUUAUACAGCUGUUAGUGCCAUCCUUCCUUUAUGUAUUAUCACUGGAGCAACUAUGGUGAAAGAGGGUAUCGAGGAUUGGCGUCGGAAAAAGCAGGAUAUUGAGGUGAACAAUAGAAGAGUUUUUUUUCAUAAAGGUGAUGGAAAUUUUGAAUAUACAGAGUGGAAGAAUCUCAAGGUCGGGAAUAUAGUGAAGAUAAUGAAGGACGAAUUCUUCCCUGCUGAUCUCUUAUUGCUUUCGUCGAGUUAUGACGAUGCAGUGUGCUAUGUUGAGACCAUGAACUUGGAUGGUGAGACAAAUUUGAAGUUAAAACAAGGGUUGGAUGCCACUUCUUCCUUAAACGAGGACUUUAAUUUCCGUGAUUUUAAAGCUUCCGUCAAAUGUGAAGAUCCGAAUGCAAAUUUGUACUCAUUUGUUGGGAGCAUGGAGUUUGAAGGGCAACAAUAUCCCCUUUCGCCUCAACAACUUCUUCUACGAGACUCUAAACUUCGUAAUACAGACUACGUAUUUGGAGCAGUCAUUUUUACCGGUCAUGACACGAAGGUUAUUCAAAAUGCAACUGACCCUCCUUCAAAAAGAAGCAAAAUUGAGAAGAAGAUGGAUAAGAUUAUCUACUUCUUAUUUGGUGUUUUAUUUUUAAUUGCUUUAGUUGGUUCUAUUCUCUUUGGAAUUGUAACUAAACGUGACUUCGACAACGGACUCAUUAAAAGAUGGUAUCUAAGACCAGAUGAUUCCACCAUUUUCUUUGAUCCUAAAAGAGUCGUUGCAGCUUCUAUAUUUCAUUUUUUGACAGCCUUAAUGUUAUAUAACUUCUUCAUUCCAAUCUCCUUGUAUUUCUCAAUAGAAAUAGUCAAAGUCCUUCAGAGCAUCUUCAUUAAUCAAGAUAUUCAUAUGUACUAUGAAGAAGCGGACAAACCUGCUCAUGCUCGUACUUCGAACUUGAACGAGGAACUCGGCAAUAUUGACACGAUUCUUUCUGAUAAAACGGGAACUUUGACUUGCAACUCAAUGGAAUUCAUCAAGUGUUCUGUUGCCGGGGUAGCUUAUGGCCGUGGUGUUACAGAGGUUGAGCAAGCCAUUGGUAUAAAUAAUAGUUCACUGAUGAUUCAUGAACAUGUUAAUGGGUCGGAACCAAAUUCAAAUGAUAUCAGGGAAGCUCGUGAUAGAAAAGAACCUAUCAAAGGUUUUAACUUUAUUGAUGAAAGGAUAAUGAAUGGAAAUUGGGUUAACGAGCCUCGUGCAGAUGUAAUACAAAAGUUUUUCCGGUUAUUGGCGAUCUGUCAUACUGCCAUACCAGAAGUGGAUGAUACGGGAAGAGUCUUGUAUGAAGCAGAAUCACCCGAUGAAGCUGCAUUUGUGAUUGCUGCGAGAGAGGUUGGUUUUAAAUUCUACAAAAGGACUCAGACUAGUUUAUCGAUGAAAGAGUUGGAUCCAAUUUCUGGCAAUGAAGUUGAAAGGACAUACAAGCUUCUCAAUGUUUUAGAAUUCAAUAGUUCAAGGAAGCGAAUGUCGGUGAUAGUUAAAGAUGAAGAAGGGAGAAUUUUGCUACUCUGUAAAGGUGCUGACAGUGUCAUGUUCGAAAGGCUUGCCAAGAACGGGAGGGAGUUUGAAGAGAAAACUUUGGAACACGUGAGUGAAUAUGCUGACACAGGUCUAAGAACCCUGCUACUGGCCUAUCGUGAACUUGAUGAAGAAGAAUACAACGAGUUUGACAGUAAAUUUUCUGAAGCAAAAAAUUCAGUCACCGUUGAUCGUGAAUCACUGAUUGAGGAAGUAUCAGAUAAGAUUGAGAGGAAUCUUGUCCUUCUUGGUGCCACUGCCGUAGAAGACAAGCUCCAAAACGGGGUUCCUGAUUGUAUUGAAAAGCUUGCUCAAGCUAGAAUUAAGAUAUGGGUUUUAACUGGGGAUAAAAUGGAGACUGCCAUCAACAUUGGUUUUUCUUGUCGCCUGCUUCGACAAGGAAUGAAACAGAUUAUAAUUCAUUUGGAGAUUCCAGAAAUUCAAACUUUGGAGAAGGGUGGAGAUAAGAUGGCCAUCAUCAAGGCAUCAAGGGAAAGUGUGUAUCAUCAGAUAUCUGAAGGUUCUAAAUUGCUUUCGGCAUCCAGAGAGAUCUCUCAGCAAGCGUUUGCUCUGAUAAUUGAUGGAAAAUCUCUUGUUUAUGCUCUUGAGGAUAAUAUAAAAAUCUUGUUUUUAGAGCUUGCAACUCAAUGUGCAUCUGUUAUCUGCUGUCGCUCAUCUCCAAAGCAGAAGGCAUUGGUUACUAGAUUGGUCAAACAUGGAACUGGUAAAACAACAUUAGCUAUUGGUGAUGGAGCUAAUGAUGUAGGAAUGCUUCAAGAAGCUGAUGUAGGUGUUGGAAUCAGUGGUGUUGAAGGAAUGCAGGCUGUCAUGUCAAGCGAUAUUGCAAUUGCACAGUUCCGGUAUUUGGAAAGAUUACUUCUUGUACACGGACAUUGGUGUUACUGGAGAAUGUCCUCAAUGAUAUGCUACUUUUUCUACAAGAAUAUUACAUUUGGCUUCACUCUAUUCUUAUAUGAGAUGUAUGCAUCAUUCUCUGGACAACCAGCAUACAAUGACUGGUUUUUAUCAUUCUAUAGUGUUUUCUUUUCUUCACUUCCUGUAAUUGCCCUUGGGGUCUUUGACCAGGAUGUAUCUGCCAAGUACUGUAUCAAGUUUCCUAUCUUAUACCAAGAAGGUGUACAAAAUAUCCUAUUUAGCUGGCGCCGAAUUCUAAGCUGGAUGCUCAAUGGAUUCGUCAGUGCCAUAACGAUAUUCUUCUUCUGCACGAAAGCAAUAGGGAUUCAAGCCUUCGACGAUAAAGGAAGAACUGCCGGAAAAGACAUGCUAGGAGAAACCAUGUAUACAUGUGUGGUUUGGGUAGUAAACUUGCAAAUGGCGCUUACAGUCCGUUACUUCACCUUGGUACAUCAUGUUGUCAUAUGGGGUUCUAUUGCUUUUUGGCAUCUUUUUCUCUUUAUUUAUGGAUCAUUGCCUCCAAACAUUUCCACAAAUGCUUACAAAGUCUUUGUUGAGACUCUUGCUCCUUCUCCUUCGUUUUGGAUCGUCGCAUUAUUUGCGGCGGUUUCUACAUUAAUACCGUUCCUUGCUUGCUCAACGGUUAAAAUGUGGUUCUUUCCGAGGCAUCAUGAAAGGGUGCAAUGGAUGAGGUAUCAGAGCAAGAAUAAUAAUAAUGAUUCUGAAUAGAAAAUCAUUGCUGCCAACAACUACUAACCUUAGUGAAUGAAUAUAUGUAAUUUUGACAUUUUUUGAAAUGUAAAGGAUGAUGUAGUUGAGAAUGGGAGAUAUUGUACAUGUGUAGAAUUUAAAAAGACUGGUCCCUCAAUUUUAAUUUAGGGUUAAAUAAAUUGUGAGUCUCUAUAAA